CCAACCCAACCACCACGUCCCCCCCCGUCUGACGCACAACUCAUCAACGUCACGUCCUCCAAGACUUUGUGGAUUUCGUAUUCCCCCAUGGCCAAGCGCUUCCCGCUCUUUGGGCUUCGCUCACUGCCACAGAGGAUGGAGAUGAUGUCCCCACCUUAUGCCCUGCCGUUAAAUGAAGUGAAGCGGCUCUGGAAAAGACCUGUCAAAUAUCCAAAUAUCCAAAUAUCCGAUAUCCCCAUCCCUCUUUCGUCCUCUUUUAUCUUUUAGCGACUAACCAGUGACCCCUUCUCACUCUUCUCCUCUCUUCAGCGUUACGUUACCCAACCUCCCACAGACUGGGUAUCACACCUUCCUGGACCACACCAGCUUCCGCCAUCCACACCUUUUCCUCCUGGUUCCUCUACUCCCCUUCGCCCUACUCGCCCAUCUCCUCCUUACCCCUCUCCCGCCAUGAUCUUCUCAAGGUCAAGAUUGUCAGCAGUAGCCGCUGCUCUACUCACAAGUACCUCAGUAUCAGCACAAACAUGGACGGACUGCAACCCGCUCGAAACAACAUGUGAACCCAACACCGCCCUCGGUAUGGCUAUCAACGUUGACUUCACCGACGGCCCGGUCAACUCCUUCGUCGAGGCCGGCAACCCCACCUACGACGACGACGGCGUCACCUUCUCCGUAGCCGCCUCGGGCCAAGCCCCGCAGCUCAUGUCCAUCUUCUACAUCAUGUUCGGCCGCGUCGAGAUCAACAUGAAAGCCGCCCAGGGCGCCGGCAUCGUCAGCUCCCUCGUCCUCCAGUCCGACACCCUCGACGAGAUCGACCUGGAGUGGCUCGGCGCCGACCCCCACGAGGUCCAGUCCAACUACUUCGGCAAGGGCCUGGUCACCAACUACAACCGCGGCCAGUUCCACCAUAUGGAGAGGAACAACCAGGAGGAAUACCUCACCUACGUCAUCGACUGGGCCAAGGACCGCGUCGAGUUCCACGUCGACGGCACCCUCGUCCGCACCCUCACCUACGACGAGGCCGACGACAACCAGUACCCGCAGUCCCCCAUGCAGGUCAAGUUCGGCGCCUGGUCCGGCGGCGACCCUGCCAACGCCGAGGGGACCAUCGCCUGGGCCAAAGGCCCCACCGACUUCUCCCAGGGGCCCUUCCACAUGGCCGUCCGCUCCAUCGCCGUCACCGACUACUCCACCGGCCGGGAGUACCGCUACACCGACAACUCGGGCAACUGGCAGUCCAUCGAGGCCGUCGACGGCGAGAUCAACGCCAACGAGGGCAAAGCCGACGAGAUCCAGCCCACCGCCACCGCCGCCGCCGACGACCGUGGGCCCGCCCCCUCCGUGCCCCCCGGCGGCAUCGGCACCGACGAGAACACCGCCCAGCAGUCCGGUUGGCCCUGGGAAGGCGACGACCGCCCUGCCGGUGGUUCCGUCCCUGAAGGCUGGCGCAUGACCGAGGAGGGCAAGAUCAUGCCCAUCGGCGCCGCCUCGUCCCUCCGGGCCCCGCAUACCCUCUUCAUCCCCAUCUCUCUUCUCGUCGGCUAUCUCGUCAUCCUCUGCACCUAACGAUAUCUUCUAUACCUACUACACCCAACCCAAAACCUCGGUUAUUCUUCAUUCGCGAAACUGUACCAUCUACCGCGGACUUUAUACUCAUUAUUUUACCGCUUCUUUUAAUGGCAAUCAUCUGAAUGGGGAAUGCAAAGCAUAUACGAUAUAAAGCAUAUACGAUAUACAAAGCUGUUGGGAUUUACCUCUCUGCAUAGACAGAUCGAGACACACCACACAGCCGGCGCAUGGAAAGGGAUGUAACCAGUAUUGAUUUUCGAUUUUCGGCAUGUACUAAGAAAAGGAAUCAAAGAUAGCUUGUUGUUCUUUCAUUCAUUAUUCAGGAGUUUGGGUUAGCAUAGCGAUGCCCUUGGUCUGCUUGGGGAAGAAAAAAAGACCGACAUUGACGGUUGAUACGAACGCCAAUAUAUAUACAUUUGAUGUAGAU
This is a messenger RNA of Sodiomyces alkalinus F11, 1996 nucleotides long. RefSeq names its product cell wall protein. Gene Ontology annotation, cellular component: fungal-type cell wall. The coding region runs from base 451 to 1566 and encodes 371 amino acids. NCBI's taxonomy places the organism in Eukaryota, Fungi, Ascomycota, Sordariomycetes, Glomerellales, Plectosphaerellaceae. Gene Ontology annotation, molecular function: glycosyltransferase activity; hydrolase activity, hydrolyzing O-glycosyl compounds. The record is from RefSeq and is a predicted model, not a curated record. Gene Ontology annotation, biological process: carbohydrate metabolic process; fungal-type cell wall organization. The transcript has 2 exons.